This is a messenger RNA of Drosophila obscura, 1506 nucleotides long. RefSeq names its product vacuolar protein sorting-associated protein 16B (gene Vps16B). Lineage: Eukaryota; Metazoa; Arthropoda; Insecta; Diptera; Drosophilidae. The transcript has a single exon. The coding region runs from base 75 to 1439 and encodes 454 amino acids. The record is from RefSeq and is a predicted model, not a curated record. Gene Ontology annotation, biological process: vacuolar transport; intracellular protein transport. Gene Ontology annotation, cellular component: cytoplasm.
CACUUUCAAAGCUUCCCUGGACUAUCGGAAAGCUUGUGUGCUGAAGUAAUCAAAACAAAACAGAAAAGAUAAAAAUGGACAUACAAUUUGACAGCGAGAGCUAUUGGAACCGAUCCUCGCGAGCCGCCUUCAGCUUCGAUGACGAGGACGAGUUGGACAUCGUCAGCACAGAGCUUCCUAGCAACAAAUGGGAGAACAAUGGAAUCUUUAGCGACGAUACCAUUUCCGAGGCGAGUUUCGAAAACAGUCCCGCCCUGAAUCAUCUCUCGAUCAAAGCCAUUCUAAGUGAGGAGGCGUUAAAGCUUGUACUUCAAGAGCAAACCCUGGACGAACGCAUCAUCCCCAAGGGCGUCUCGCCGGACGAGGAGCUGAAGCUAUUGCGUCGACAGAUCCAGAGCACUCUAUACAGUCCCGAUUUGGAAGUGACGGCGCAAAAGUUACUGCAGGGAAAGACAGCUCCAUUGGAGAUGUUCAGGUCGCUGCAUGAGAAGCAGCAACUGUUGGACACGCUUCUUUGCAACGGUGGAGGCCAUGCAGUAGUCACUGUGCUGCUCUUCCUCAAGCGCACAUUGAACGCGGAGCAAUUCCACGGCAUUCUGAAGCAGCGACCCAAAGCCCUGGAGCAGUAUCUCAGCUAUUUGCGCGAAAGUGGCGACGUGAGCAGCCACAUUGAUCUGCUGCAACGUUUUGGCCGCCACCAGGAGGCAGCUCUCAAACAGUUUCAGGCGGCACUGGCCAGCGAAGACGCUGCUACGCGAAAGCAACAUCUUCAGCGCCUGAUCGAUGCGUAUGCCAAUGCGGGUGUGGGCAUUAUUCCACUGUACGAGCAAGUUUUUCACGCAUCACUGAAGAUGCAACUUUUAAUGGAAAAGGAGGGUUCGGCUGGCAAGCAGCUGGGCAAUCAGCCCACGCCCAUCGAGCUGCUCUACGUGUGCUGUCAGCAGAAUAACAAUUGGAAGGAACAGGACAUGCUGAAGCCCAUUUCCCCGCAACGCUUUGCCGCCGACCAACAAAUCUCGCCGGCCCAAUACGAAUGGACCGCCCUGAACGAACGAGCCCAGGCCCAGGCGUACGCCGACUUGGAGUGCAUCUUCGAGCGUGUGCCCACCUGGCAUCCCCUGAAGUCCAAACAGUUUCACAUUAGUUUUGACCUGACGCUGGCCGUGGUGCGUCUGUAUGAACUGCACGCCCCGUCCACAGUGCUACAGCUGUUCCUCUCCAAAAUGGGCAAUAGCGGCGAAAAAUUAGCCCUGGCGCAGAAGGUGAAAUGCAUCAAGGCCGUGAUAGAUGCCAUGGCGGGGCUUAAGCAGCAGCAGGAACUGAAGCAGCUCAGGGAGACGCUGCCGGAACGCUCCGAGGAGCAGUUCUACUGUGAGAAUGCACUGAAGACGCUGCAGAGCAAGCGCUGGACCACAGACAACAUAAAGCUCAAGCUGUGAAAGGGAUUUCUCCCUAUUCCUUUGACUUGUAUAUAAACGUAUUUUUUAUUGUUAAUCAUAUAUAUGU